AUGGGCGAUGCAUCUGAAAAGACGUUCGGGGUCUUCCGCUUCAUAGAUCCAGACCUCUCAAUCCCAGCCCACGAGCGAAGCAUAUACGCAGGCCCGGCUCCAAAAGCGGUCAAGGAAGAAACCAUCGAGCUUCACGACCUGCGGACUUCCAAAGAUGUCGCACAAGGAAGAGAGGGCCUCGACACACAGGCCUUCACGUGGGUGAAGAAUGCCUUCUCGCUGUCAGCCGAGGAAAUGCUGGAAGGAGAGAAUGUCGAGAACAUCUACAUCCCAGAGGUCAAAGACCUUAUACUCAGAUUGACGGGAGCUUCGCGAGUCGUCGCUCAUCAAGCAGCCUUUCGUCGGACACUCGCAACGAAGCAAGAGGAUCUGUAUGUGGUGCACCGCGCUGGGAGCGAGUUCGACGAAGCAACACUGAAGCUGCCUCGUGACCGAUUCUCGGGUGAGCAUGGAUCAUCAAAAGUACCACAUGUUACGUGCUCAUGAGUUCCAGUCGGUGGCCGAGACGAGGGUACCGGAUCUGAACCCGCCCGCCAUGCUCACUGCGACAUGAUCGUGGAUUCACUUUACGACACUCUAGCAGAAUGUCGUCAGGAUAUCUCUGAAGCCGGAGAAGCCACGCUCAAAGCACACGGAGCACGGCAAAAUGGAGCGGUUGUGAAGAUACCACGCGCCUGCGCUUUCAGCGUCUGGGUACGUCGGGCGACUCAUCUUGAUACUCCAUUCUUGUAGCAGUAUGCUGAUGAAAGAUCGUAGCGUCCCAUCAAACCAGUGAAGCGUGACCCACUCGCGGUACUCGAUUACCGUAGCAUUGACAAGUCCGAGCUGGAGAUCACCGACUUCCGCGUUCCAGGACAGUUCAGUAAAGAGGGAACGUACGUUGCACGAGCAUGGAUUCACAUGCCUCCGAAGAAUCCAGAGAAGAUGAGAUGGUACUGGCUUCCGGAGCAGAAGCCGGAUGAAGUGCUCAUCGUCAAGUUCUGUGAUACGGCCAGUCCUGAUGAUCCGAACAUCGCCGCUGGGUGCAUUCAUUGCUCACCAAUCAUUCCAGGCACGGAGAACGAGGAGGAGAGGGAGAGCAUCGAGACUCGAGUGUAUGCAUUCUGGGACUGA
Lecanosticta acicola is the source of this 1113-nucleotide messenger RNA. The record is from the annotation of a GenBank genome assembly. NCBI's taxonomy places the organism in Eukaryota, Fungi, Ascomycota, Dothideomycetes, Mycosphaerellales, Mycosphaerellaceae.